AUGAACCUCCUUUCGCUGCCGCCAGAGACAAUUGGGCAAAUAUGUGAUUAUAUUGCAGCUGAUGACCUACCUAGUGUUUACGAACUGGCACUAGCAAGCAAACAAAGCUACGCCAUUGCUGGUAGACAUCGAUUUCCUCAAGUUUAUCUGAGCAUUGCAAGCCGUGAGAAAUUGGCCAGAGACGUCAAAAGAUGGAGUAGAAUCCUACAACGAAUGUCUACCUUUACGUCUGUUCGUCAUUUGGUUGUCCGAGGUAAAAUGCCGCCGACCGAAGAUGAUCGUGGACAAACGAGGACGCUGGAAGAGGAUACCAACCACGGUUGUCACGAGGAUGAAUUGACUUGUCUCAGCAAUUACUAUGCAGAAAGUAUCAACGGAGUUUUCAACCAUGUCCCUGAACCUCAACAUGACAGCUGGGGUCCGCUUCGCACUCUGGUAAGCCAACUAUCUGGUCUCUGUGAUAUCACCUGGAGCUGUGAGACAUUGUUCCCGCCCUGUCUAUUGGAGAUCCUCCAUCAGUCGAUGCCAAAAUGCCGACUACAUAUUAUGGCAUUCAGACUACUAAGUUUGUGCUACAAAGCCGAUAACCCCCAAAAUAUCGACGCAUACGAAUAUGAAUUAGCUACAUCGCCCUCUAUUUCAAGUAUUCUGGUCCCUCUAAACCAUCAAAAUGAUGGCGGAAAUUUGGACUACAACGGCGAAGCUGCAAUUGAGCUAGCAAAUGGAUUAGCCCCUAAUUUGACCAACUUACACCUGGUUUUCGAGCCAUCAAGUGCACACUGGCUGGAUCAGACCCCACCAGACCGGCCUCCAUGGCGAGGAUUCUUCUUAAACCGCCCUUCUUGCAAAGACGACUCGUUCAAUGGACACCUACGAGACCUAAGUCUCUGCCUACCUCUGGAUGAUACUAGACAAAAGGCCUUCUCCGAGCUCCGGACCUUACGUCUGUGGGGAACAUCACUAAAGGCCCUUUCGUUAAACCUUCUUAAAAAGCUCACUAGCUACAGCUUCCCUGUAUUGGAAUCGAUGGCCCUUGAUUUCGGGCACACAAGAGACGAGAAUUCUAUCCGACUUCUUGACGAGGCAGGAGGUGAUUUCAUAUCCUCUCUUCCGCCGCUGAAGAGUGUACGCCUCUCGGGCACUAUCCGAACAAAAGUGUUCCAAGCAACCCUAGAGCAUCACAGUAAAUCCUUACGCAAGCUGUCACUGAUAUCGGAAAAACGGGUUAAGGAUGAAAACUCUGUGACGACAGACUGGCUCGUGCAGACUCGAGCUGCUUGUCCCAAUAUACAGGAACUGCAUUUCACGAUGUUCAUGACAAACGGAGACGAUGAGAAAGAGAUCUACAAAGCAAUCAGAGGUUUCUCUUGUCUGACAACCCUUAAGUUACUUAUCAUUUGUAUCGGACGACCAGAAGAGCGAACAUCUGAUGACCCAAAUGAACAUCCACGUUUUUUUGGAAACAUUGAGGUCAAUGAAAGUCUAGCAGAGACUUUGUUCCUGGUCACUCUCGCGAGGCAAUCGUCUUCCUUGCAACGCCUUGAUGUGGAAUUCCACGCCAUGUACAACUCGAGUCCGGGUUGCUACCAGUCUGUGCAUCGCCGGUGGAGGUGCAUCCGAAUGAAAGACGGAGUCAUCGUGCGUCCGAUUGGGCAUAUCGAUCAACAUAAAAGGAAAUUGUUUUAG
Penicillium antarcticum is the source of this 1686-nucleotide messenger RNA. RefSeq lists its product as uncharacterized. Gene Ontology annotation, molecular function: protein binding. The record is from RefSeq and is a predicted model, not a curated record. The coding region runs from base 1 to 1686 and encodes 561 amino acids. NCBI's taxonomy places the organism in Eukaryota, Fungi, Ascomycota, Eurotiomycetes, Eurotiales, Aspergillaceae. The transcript has a single exon.